UGAUAAAACACAACUUUGACACUGACAGCUAACAUAACCUAUAUUAAUACUCUUUGAUCUUGAUAUCUUUUCAACGCCAUCUUGAUUGAAAUUCAAAAAUAAAAUCAAGGAUUCGAAUUAUCACUAUUGACAAUAUUCCUCUUCUUGGAUAUAUAUUGGAUUUUGUUUUUUUUCAUCCUUCAAAUUUCUGAUUCAAAAAUAAUCAAUUAUUCCACAAUGAGAAAAAAUACUGCCUUAUGCCUUCAUGAUUAUAUUUUUGGACCUGCCAUUCUUCUACAUCCGUUUCGUAUUCCUCAUUUCCUCGAUCCUCCUUCCGGCAACUAUCCUUCAUUUCGUUUCAUUCUGUAGCUGUGCUUGCGGAGCUGCAUAAUGUCGGCGCAUAAGACAUUUAAAAUCAAGCAGAAGCUUGCCAAGAAAUUGAAGCAAAAUCGGCCGAUUCCACAAUGGGUGAGAAUGCGCACUGGAAAUACCAUUAGGUACAACGCUAAGCGUAGACACUGGAGGAGAACCAAGCUGAAAUUGUAAGGUGUUUGUGGAUUAUUUGUAUUUAAAUAUGAAAUUGACUUACUUCUUUUUCAAAAAUAAACUAAGUUAAAGUAA
Molecule: messenger RNA, 600 nt
Organism: Nilaparvata lugens (brown planthopper)
Lineage: Eukaryota; Metazoa; Arthropoda; Insecta; Hemiptera; Delphacidae
Product: 60S ribosomal protein L39
Exons: 3
Coding region: 370-525 (51 amino acids)
Biological process (GO): translation
Cellular component (GO): cytosolic large ribosomal subunit; ribosome
Molecular function (GO): structural constituent of ribosome
Source: RefSeq, a predicted model, not a curated record